AUGCAGUCAUUGGGGUCUCUUACACAGUUUGCACACAAUAUUGAGACUGACCUGCGUCAUCUGGCGGAGAUAGUGCAUUGUCGUCAUCACGGCCAUGACCCGUAUCUAGGAGAUCGGGUUGAGGAGUGGAAAGCUUAUCUUCCUGUGGGAGAAAACAAAAUCAACCCUGAUAACUCAGUGGCGACGGAAAUUAAGAAGCUUUUUGCCGGAUUAACAAAUUGCUGCGCAGGGGUAAAUCGACACAACAAACCCUGCGGUAGAAAAAUCGGCGGCAGGAAGGUCCAAAACCGUGCGAAAACGAUCGAGGAGAUUGCUAAACCUGAGAUAUACCGGGACAGUUACGAGCUUGGAUUAUGGUUUAUGGUCCUGGAAAACUACAUGUACUGUAAUCUGCACCAGAGCCAGGGCCGUAAACAGUUGGAAGCCUGGAAGUUGGAGACUGAAAGAAUUCGGGGUGAAAAAGGGUCGAGGCAAUUAGUAACCAGCGAUAAAAGCGAGCAAGUCCAAGGCCCAGGCAAUGUCGACUUAGCGUCUACGACAGGAUCAUUUCAAGGCACCAUCGAUUCAAGCCCGUCCAAACACAGCACAGCAGUAUCGGGAAAUUCGAGGUAUCCGUCUCCCGCAGAGUUCUGGCCAGAGACAUAUGACACGACCCCCUUCAUUGUUCCGCCCAAAGCCAACCAUAUUAGGAAUCGGAGACAAUCAUGCUUUGGUGUCCAGAAACAAUUACAAGACCCUUUAAGAAAGGAACACCGGGAUGAAGGCUACCUAUACGCAUAUGAGGUUGAGGGGAACAAAGGGUUCGUUAAGAUUGGAUAUACCACUCGCACAGUUGAAGAGCGCCAUGAAGAAUGGUCAUUCGACUGUAACAGGCUUUGCAAACCCAUAUACCCUCCCGUCUUAAAUCAAAAUGCUGCCGUCCCAAAUGCAGCUCGUGUGGAGAAGCUAUGCCACGCAGAGUUAAAGCAUCGAAAUACUUGGAUCUACUGCACUGGCUGCCUUAUGCAGCACAAAGAGUGGUUUGAGGUUCCCUCUUCAGAGGCAAUCGCCGUCAUUGAAAAAUGGUCGAAAUGGAUGCGAUCCCACCCAUAUCAGCCAGACCCGAUUGGUGUCUCGAACCCAUGGACCCUUCGACCGGACGAAGUACAGAAGUCGAAAAACAUUGGCCAUUUCAUGAAACACCUCUAA
Aspergillus puulaauensis is the source of this 1188-nucleotide messenger RNA. RefSeq names its product GIY-YIG nuclease family protein. The transcript has a single exon. The record is from RefSeq and is a predicted model, not a curated record. Bases 1 to 1188 code for a protein of 395 amino acids. NCBI's taxonomy places the organism in Eukaryota, Fungi, Ascomycota, Eurotiomycetes, Eurotiales, Aspergillaceae.